Oryza sativa Japonica Group (Japanese rice) is the source of this 1102-nucleotide messenger RNA. RefSeq lists its product as uncharacterized. The record is from RefSeq and is a predicted model, not a curated record. NCBI's taxonomy places the organism in Eukaryota, Viridiplantae, Streptophyta, Magnoliopsida, Poales, Poaceae.
CUUGCAUCCGUCCUCAUCGGCACGAAAGUAUAUUCUUUAUAAACCUUAAUCUCUACUUAAACCAUUUGGAAAUGCUUCGAUAUGAUGGAGAGAGUAGCUUUCUUCAAUUAAUUAAACAAGUCGAUCACACACGCAUCACUAGCUAGCUAGCUAACUAGUAAGGAGGUACACGUAGGUAGCUAGAUAAUUAAGCAGGCAUGGCAGCAAUGGCGGCGGCGGCGACGACGACGACGAAGAAGCUGCAGGUGGCUUCAUCAUCACCAAACACACACAAAUCAUAUUGGAGCACGAAGCAGUACAUCCUCGUCGCUGUCGUUGGAACCCUCGCGGCGACCGUCAUUGUGAUCGGCAUCUCCGCGCUGCUGAGCCCCGGGGAGAUCGACUUCUCCGUCACCAAGGCCUCGCGCAUGAUCCUGCCUCUGGAUGGAGGUGUGGAGCUGAACCUCACAGUCGCCGCCGCCAACCCCGGGUGGCGCGCCGCCGUGGAGUACCGCGGGUUCGACGUGAAGCUGCAUUACACGCCGUUCGACGGCGAGCCCACGCUGCUCAACGAAGACGACGCCUCGUCGGUGCGGACGCCGUUCGUGCAGCCGCCGCGGAACACGACGGCCAUCCCGGUGCGGGUGUUCGUCAGCGGCGACUACUGGGUCCAAAACAUGAUGAGAGGCAACGACAUCCCGAUCACCGCGCAGGUGACGGCCACCGUCCGAUUCCUCAUCGGGAAGGCCUGCACCAGGUCCUACCACAUCGCCGUCUCCUGCUACCUCGGCCUCGACUUGUUCAAACGCCCUACCGUAUCAUUCAAUCAUAAUAAUACAGCCGAUUGCGUCGCAGCUGGGCCGGAAACAGUCUAGCGAUUGCUAUUACCUGCUGCUCUGCUGCCUGCAAUUCUACUAGUGUCUCUUUAAUUAUUUAUCUGCUGCUCUCUCUGUCUAUUAAUUAAUUAUGCAUGUAAAAUCCUCCAUCAAAACAAAUGUAAGGUAUAUUUUAUUUUCUGAUUUUUCUAAAUGAGAUGGAUAUAUUUGUAGUCUCUCUAUGUACUAAACUAAAUUAUUGAUCAGUGUAAAAUCAAAGCGUGUUUUGAUUAUUAUUCUGUGAUGAA